CUCUUCGACUCGACAACUGUGACAUCCCCGCCAUUUCUGCCAGUAGAUUGCUCUGCCGCCUGUCUUAUCCUCGCUCCCACUAUUUGCAUUCUUUGCAAGGCCCAUUUCCAUACCCAAAACAAUGGCUUCAACCAAUUACAAGGAGGCUUUCUCCCUGUUCGACACGCGAGGCGUCGGCCGCGUCGUUCUCGACAAGCUCGGCGACCUCCUACGUGCCUGCGGGCAAAACCCAACACUUGCCGAGAUUCGAGAUCUGGAGAAGAGCGUGGGUGGUGAAUUUGACUUUGAGACCUUCCAGCGCAUCCUGAAUCGGCCGGGCGGCUUCCGCGACCCCGGUGAGCCCGAGGAAUACUGCCGCGGCUUCCAGGUAUUCGACAAAGACAUGACCGGCUUUAUCGGCGUGGGCCAGCUCAAGUACAUCCUGACGAACUUGGGCGAGAAGAUGACGGAAGAGGAGGUGGACGAGCUGCUCAAGGCUGUUGAUACCAGCUCCGGGCAGGUGAACUACACAGAGCUCGUGCGGACCGUCCUUUCCAACUAGAGGCGAAGACGUGAGGGGGACUUGGCGCUUUCACGACCAAGGGGCCGGCCAACGGCAUGGCGGGGAGACAGGGUUCUUUGCAUAGGUUAUGAUGGACGGCCGGCGUUGGAGUCUUGUGCAAUUCGGGAUUGUAUUG
Messenger RNA from Parathielavia appendiculata, 677 nucleotides. Its product is annotated as EF-hand. NCBI's taxonomy places the organism in Eukaryota, Fungi, Ascomycota, Sordariomycetes, Sordariales, Chaetomiaceae. Gene Ontology annotation, molecular function: calcium ion binding. The transcript has 4 exons. Gene Ontology annotation, cellular component: myosin II complex. Gene Ontology annotation, biological process: mitotic actomyosin contractile ring assembly. Bases 122 to 541 code for a protein of 139 amino acids. The record is from RefSeq and is a predicted model, not a curated record.